AUGGGGCUGAUUCAGAGUCUGAUAUUUUUGCUAUCUCUUCAGCUCUUGCACCUGAUAGAUUCUGUGGUAUGGCUAAAUGAGAAUGGCUAUGAGGAUUUGGUUGUUGCAAUUAAUCCCCAGGUGCCAGAAGAUGUCAACAUAAUCCGAAACACAAUGAACAUGAUUAAAAAUGCUUCUAAUCACUUGUUUGCAAUGACAAAACAUCGAUUUUUCUUCAAGUCUGUAAAAAUUAUAAUUCCUAAAACAUGGAGGAGAAAUACCAACUAUUCAAGAAUAAAAACAGAAUCAUAUAAUCAGGCAGAUGUCAUCAUAGCAGACUAUUACCUGAAACACGUAGAUGAACCUUAUACCUUACAGUAUGAAGGAUGUAAGGUGAAAGGACGGUACAUUCAUUUCCCACCAAACUUCCUGUUAAAGGAAAAUUUGACUAAGGUUUAUGGAGAAAAAGGUCGAGUUUUUGUCCACGAAUGGGCUCACUAUCGGUGGGGGGUGUUUGAUGAAUAUAGUAGUGACAUGCCUUUUUAUGUGUCUGAAAAAGCAACUGUUAAAGCAACAAGCUGUCCAGCUGGUGUGACUGGUAUUCCUGUUUUCCAAAACUGCAGCGGUGACAUAUGUAAGCCAAGAAGCUGUAGAUAUGAUGGUCAGCUGUAUGAAAAAGGAUGUGUAUUUAUUCCAGAUAUACGACAAAAUAUCUCAUGUUCUGUUAUGUACAUGCAAUACGCACAUCCUGUGGUUGAAUUUUGUGAUCAAAACACUCACAAUAGUGAGGCUCCAAAUAUGCAGAAUAAGAUAUGCAACCACAAAAGUACAUGGGAAGUAAUUAUGGAAUCUGUUGACUUUCGCAACUCGACUGUUCUAAAUACUUCUGCACCCCCCCAUGAGACUACCUUCAGCCUACUGCAAGCCCAAGACAGAGCAAUUUCUUUAGUACUGGAUAUAUCUGGGAGCAUGAGAAUGCACAACCGCAUUGAAAACCUCCGUAUUGCUGCAGAGCAGUACCUGCUCCAUGUUGUUGAAACCAGCUCCUGGGUUGCAAUUGUCACAUUUGACUCUGAUGCCAUUGAAAGAGCUCCUUUGCAACAAAUAACCAAUGAUGAGGCACGCCAAAAGCUUGUGCAGUUUUUGCCUACAAUUCCUAGUGGACUGACCAAUAUCUGUGCAGGGAUACAUAAAGGACUUACGGUAAUUGCAAAUAAAAUGAAUACUACAUAUGGCUCAGAAAUUGUGUUAUUGACGGAUGGAGAGGACCCAAGCAUAGCAGCUUGCUUUAAUCUGGUGAAACAAAGUGGGACUAAAGUUCACACCAUUGCACUGGGGCCACAGGCAGACAAAAAUCUAGAAAAGCUUUCAGAACUAACAGGAGGUUUAAAGCUUUGUGCUCAAGAUGGAGUUGUCCCCAGCAAAUUAAUUGAUGCGUUCACUGCAAUUACAUCAGGAAAUGGAGAUAUUUCCAAACAAUCUAUUCAGCUUGAAAGCGAAGAGUUAGUUGUUCAGCAGUCUGCAUGGAUGAAUACUACUGUGCCUGUUGACAAAACUGUGGGAAACGACACUUCCUUCAGCAUUGCAUGGAACCUGUCUCAGCCAGUUUUUUUCCUGAGGGACCCCAAAGGAAAAGAAUAUGGAAGCUCAGACUUUAAAAUUGAUAAUUCAAACCCCUACACAGCUAGACUCCAUAUACAUGGCACUGCAGAGGUGGGUGAUUGGCAGUUCUAUAUUAAAAAUGUUCAUACAGCAGCUCAAGCCAUAUCAGUAACAGCUAUCUCUCGACCAGCAUGUUUUAAUGUUGCUCCUGUGAUUGCUACAGCUCACAUGAACAGGGCAAAUAGAGCAUUUAAUCCAGUGGUUGUUUAUGCAGAGGUUAGCCAAGGGUUUUGGCCUGUUCUUGGUGCAACUGUGACAGCCACCAUUGAGAAGGAUGAUGCUGUAGCAGUAACCCUUGAACUUCUUGAUAAUGGCGCAGGUGCUGACAUGAUAAAGAAUGAUGGAAUCUACUCAAGAUACUUUACUUCUUUACAAGGCAGUGGAAGAUACAGUCUAAAAGUGAAGGCCCAUGGGAGAAAUGCAAUCACCAGACUUAGCCUCAAGCAAAAUCAAGCCUCGCAUAAUCCAGGCUACAGAGAAAAUGGUAAAAUUUACAUGACUGCACCAAGACCUGAAUCUGCUGAUAAAGAAAUCCAAGUCAAGCUGGGAAGUUUCAGCAGAAUCUCAACAGGUUCUCUUGUAGUGAAUAUGGGAGAUCCUGCUCCUAUUUAUCCGCCCUGUAGAGUUACAGACCUUCAUGCUCGUAUAGAAAACAAAACAAUAGUGUUGUCUUGGACAGCUCCAGGAGGUGACUUUGACAACGGAAAAGCUGAUCACUACAUAAUAAAAAGCAGUGAAAAUCUUCUGGACCUAAGGAAUAACUUUGAUCGUGCUACUUCUGUGAAUUGCUCUAAUCUCAUACCUAAGGAAGCUGGUAGAGAAGAAUCAUUUGAAAUUAAACCAGAAAGUUUCGUAACAGAAAACGGCACCAUAAUGUACUUUGCUAUACGUGCUGUUGAUGAUACCAACUUGAUUUCAGAAAUGUCUAAUAUAGCCCAAACUGCAUGGUUCCUUCCUCCAAAAGCAUUUGUGCCUUUAGAUCAUCAAGGCAACAAUAACGGUGCCAACAUUGCAGUAACAGUGCCAAUAGCAGCUCUGUGUGUAGCAGUUGCCUGUACUAUUGUAAAUGCAACUCUGUGUUUUUUUAGCAGAAAGAAGGGAAGACUGGAUAUUGAAAAAAUGCAAAAGCAUGUGUAA
Messenger RNA from Nestor notabilis (Kea), 2778 nucleotides. Its product is annotated as epithelial chloride channel protein-like. NCBI's taxonomy places the organism in Eukaryota, Metazoa, Chordata, Aves, Psittaciformes, Psittacidae. Bases 1 to 2778 code for a protein of 925 amino acids. The transcript is spliced from 14 exons. The record is from RefSeq and is a predicted model, not a curated record. Gene Ontology annotation, biological process: chloride transport. Gene Ontology annotation, molecular function: intracellularly calcium-gated chloride channel activity; protein binding.